UUCUGUGUACAGAGGAAGUUGAAACGACGGAAUACAGAGUUCAGUGGCAUCAUAGCGUCAUAUUUACGAUACAAUUCCUCCUGACGUCGUCUGACAGUGGUGUUUACUACCAUGCCAUAGAUAAAAGGAACCGUUAGCACUAUGCACGUAUCAUUUGUAGACUUGUAUUCGUGGACUUACAGUAGUUAUUACGACGUUCUUUGAUUCCAUGCCAUGUAUAUGUAUAAUUAAUAGUGUUGCGUGUGAACAUUCAGUGGUGGUUAAUUUGUGUUUGAUUUCUGGUCUGAUUUAGGUGCACGACGUAUAUAAACAAACUCAACCAGGCUAUUAGAAUGAAUAUGGAUACUGAUGACGAAGAUGAUUGUGGGUUUUUGGGAUAUGGUUAUGAAGAUUUAACGUUUUUGGAGGCGUGUUUAGACAGUGAUAUCGAGGCUAUACAAGCCAUUAUAGAAGAAAACCCAACGGAAGACGAAAUCAAUGAACGAGAUAGGAGUGGAAGGACGGGGAUGAGCCACAUCUGCGCUGCAGGACUGUAUCCCGCCAUUGACAUUCUUUCCGAUGCACCGGAAAUUGAUAUUAAUAUACCAGAUAAGGAAGGAAAUUCCCCAUUGAUAUUUGCCGCUCAAGCAGGUCACACAGACGUAGUUAGGUUAUUAUUACAAGAAUAUAAAGGCAUUAGAAUAGACCAUGCCAAUAAACUCGGCUUUACAGCUUUAAUGAAAGCCGCCAUACAAGGUCGUACAGAUUGUUCGAGACUCCUUCUAUAUGCUGGUGCUGAUCCAAAAUUAAGAGAUCAUGGAAGAAAGUUGUGUGCAGAAGAAUGGGCAAGGUAUUGUGGGAGGAAAGAUUGUGCAGAAGCCAUUUCCAAAUUUUCAAACACCAAACGAUUUCUUCAGCGGAGCAGAUUAGCCCAAGCAACAGAACGGUGUAGCAGUGUCCCUGACCUUGCCUCAGAUAUAUUUUCUGGUACUAGCCCACAGCAGAGACAGUCCCAUAAAAGACAAUCGUUGCGUAAAAAAAUCAAGAAAAUGUUGCCAUGUAAUAACGAAAACAUUGGAUUAAGCCUUGGGGAACCCGGAAGUCCGUUCGCUGUUAUUGCUCGUUGUGUGUCAAGUCCUGUACUCCCUGGUGUCUUGUCCCCGGUGAAUUCUCCCCCGAGUCUUAGGCGACCGGUCAGUGCAGACGAUAUUCCUAAAGUGGAGAUAACACUACCGUACGACGAGGAAGAAUUCAUGGCCAGACAAAGUGAACUUGGAAUUCAUGUAGGACGCGGUCGACGACAGAGAAAGUGUGUAUUUGUGCACUGAAUGAUGCGAAACUGUGGUCGUCCAUAAAAAAUGUGUCGUGUUCGGUAGCCUACAUGAAUCGUCUGGAAUCAAGGGUGAUAAUUACUAUGUGUUCGGGAUUAACCAUUUAGAAAGGAUAUGCAUGUGCAUUUAGCAAGUGCAUAUAGGGCUCCAAGGGAGGGGGAUAGUCGAGUUUUUGCCAGUGUUUUAUUUACCAUGGUUCAAAUUGUGCAGUUGAACAAGGCCCCGUAAAAGUGGUCCCACGAUUGAUUACAACAAAACAACAUGUAUACAUAUACGACAAGGAUAUUAAUAAUAAACGAUUUUGCGGCUUAGUGUCGUUUUGAAUUACAUAUACGUGGGAGCACCAUGACCUUUUCAUUACGCGGAGAUUCUCAAGUUUUUAAUCGGGUCCCGUAUGUGUUAAUAUGGAAGACUAAUUUGAAUAGUAAACAUCCAGCUCCCCAAUUAGCUAAUGUGGUGGAAGUGAGUUUAAGAUUUCAGACGUAGCCUGCAGGGAUUGUUAAAAGAUAGAAGUGUCAAAAUGGAUUCAAGAACAUCUCAAAGAGAAAACCGAGGUCUUUAUUCUUCAUGUUUGUUUUUAAAACAUUUCUAGUGUUCGGCUUCGGUGAUAUUUGCUCAGUACCUUUAAAUUGUGUAGCUCAUUCAUGUUUAUUUACUUUAUUCACCUUAUUUAGAGUCACUGAUCUUUGUUGUGCAUAUUUCGGACAAUAUAUAAUAUUCCACGGCUUAAAUAAAGGAAAUAUUGGUGUCAGCCAUUAUCACAUGGUUAAACACGUUCCAAAUAUAAUUUCAACACAGAGGUCAUUGCUACGAUAGAUGCGCAACGCCGAUUUGAAGAAACGGAAGUGACGAAAGUAACGAGUGAUAACAGAUACACGGGCGAAUUUCCGCUGACUACUAAUUCCUUCGAAGACCGAAAGUUGUUAUAUGAGACUGUGAGAGGAUAUCUGACAAUUCUAAAAAAUAAUUGAAUGAUUUGCUAGGGAUUCAAAAUCACUCAAAUGGCGAUCAGCGACUUUAUCGUUUUAUUCUCCACGUUGGUUUUGCAUAUCUUAAUACCGUAAUUUUGUUACGUUGGUCGAUAUUUCUAUUAUUCAUCGAUUAUAAUCAAUUACAAUCGAUCCUGUUAUUCAUUGAUUGCAAUCGAUUUUGUUGUUCAUCGAUUAUAAUUGCAUUGUUCAUCGAUUACAAUUCGAUUGUUCAUCGAUUACAAUUCGAUUGUUCAUCGAUUACAAUUCUGUUGUUCAUCAAUUACAAUCGUAUUUAUCAUCGAUAUAAUCGAUUUUGUUGUUCAUCGAUUACAAUUCUAUUGUUCAUCGAUUACAAUUCUAUUGUUCAUCGAUUCCAAUUUAUUGUUCAUCGAUUACAAUUUUAUUGUUCAUCGAUUACAAUUCUAUUGUUCAUCGAUUACAAUUCUAUUGUUCAUCGAUUACAAUUGAUUCUAUUGGACAUCGAGUACAUUACAAAUCAAUACAAUAAAAUAACAGGGAUCGGUUGAAUUUAAAUUACAGUAAAACUUGUUCAUAGCUCUAUUCUUUUCGGUCUGGAGUGAUGUGCUUAUAUGGUUAUGUCGGAAAUAUUCAAAUUAAAUUGUAUGCAAAACUGUGAGAACAGUCUGUCUAGCCGUUGCUGAGAAAUACACGAUUAAAAUUUUUAAUUUACGACUCAUACAAAUGUUCUAUAGUAAUUUAAAAAGUGUUUAAAGAACGCUCACGAGAAACACCUGUGGCUAACAUUAUUUUGUGUACGGUUUUAUAAAAAAUUUAUAUUCUUGGUGCGAAUGUUAAUGUCUCUUUGUAGGGUGGCGAAUAAAGGGCGUUUGCUGGUGCGUUUGUUGGUUUAAGGUUCCUGGUAUCCCAGCGAUUAUCCAAAGCAGGCCUGAUAUGAUUACCUUCCUAUCUAAAUCUGUAAUUGAUUUCGGAUACCAAACCGAAAGAACACUGUAACCGUCCCCCCCCCCCAACCCAACAAGCCAAUCAGUGGCGACAUUUUUUUCUGCUAUAAACCAACAAACACACCCAGUUUCAUUUUAUUACGAAUUUAUUCCCCAAUAAUUUAGCCAUUCACUAGAGAGCUUUUUUUUCGGUCUCGAAUUUAUGUAAAUUGCCACUUAAAUCGGUAUUACUAUUUUUUAUUGCAUAUGUCAUUGAUCAUAUAUAAAACGGUUGUGAUAUUAUUGUUUUACAAAUGUAUGACAAUUGGUUAUUUUCUUUGUUAAAAUGUGAAACAUUUGAAUAUCCUGCAUAAUUUUAUUGCAAAUCUUAUGUAAAUGGGGUGAAUGUACCUGUUUUAAUGUAAAUAUUUUAAAGUUUGUUUUGUAUGUUCUUGUUCAAGAUAUACUAAUUAAGUUUAGAGAGAUGUUCUAAUGGCGCUCAAUUAUAUAGUUUAUAUGUUUGUUUUAUUUUCAUAAAAAGAUACGAUUAUGCCGUUAUUCCGAGUAUCAUUCUGUGAGAAACAUGGGGUUAUUCAGGGUAUCAUUCUGUGGCAACUACGUGAUUCUCAAACUAUUCAUAUGACGUUAUUCCGAGUAUGAUUCUAUGAGAAACCUGGGGUUAACAAUUUAUUCAUAUGACGUUAUACCGAGUAUAAUUCUGUGAGAAUCAUGGGGUUUUCAAUCUAUUCAUAGGACGUUAUACCGAGUAUGAUUCUGUGGCAACUACGAGGUUAUAAUCAAUCUAACAUAUAACGUUAGUCCGAAUAUGAUUCUUUGUGAAACCUGGGCUUAACAAUCUAUUCUUGUGACGUUAUACCGUGUAUCAUUCUGUGUGAAACCUGGGGUUUUCAAUCUAUUCAUAUGACGUUAUACCGCGUGUGAUUCUGUGAGAAACAUGAGGUUAUCAAUCUAUCCAUUUGACGUUAUUCAGAGUAUGAUUCUGUGAGAAACUUGCGGUUAUCAAUCUACUCAUGUGACGUUAUAGCGAGUUAUAAUUCUGUGAGAAACCUGGGGUUUUCAAUCUAUUCAUAUGACGUUAUUCAGAAUAUAAUUUUAUGACAAACCUGGGGUAAUCAUCAUAUAAACUAAAUUUAGUUGUUUACGAGACUUUACAAUGGGUGACCUCACAACCUUAAUUCUAAUUAACUUUUCGGAAUUAAAUUAUCUGAAUCCAAAAAAUGGUGACAAUCGAGUAUCCCGUAUGUUAAAUUCGAUCUCAGAGCAUUAAGGCCAAGUAUUAUGUUUCCAAGUUUCAGCCGUAUUUUGUGAACUAAAAAAGGUUUUGCUUGUCGCCAACUUAAUUAUACUCCGGGGGGAAACUUCUGUAUCAAUUUAACCAUUGUUGAUCUCGUUUUAACCAGUACUUUUUAGGGUCAUUAUAUUUUUCAUCUUAUCACUGUGACUUACAUUCUCGGUAUCCCCAGUGGUAUGGAGAAGAAAUCAAAUAUUCCACGGAAUUUUUCACAAUUAUUAACAUAUCACACUAGUCAUUUAUUGGCGUGACCUUCCCAUUUCUGAUUCAAGUCAGUCUUAAAAGACUCAUCUCCUGUCGAUAAUACGAAAUCCACGGUAAAAACCCAAGACUGUGCAAAAGCUAGGCGUACACCUUUUACCGAAACGAAAAUGAAACACUAAAUAAGAAGGGGUGUUGUCAACGUUCAUUAUACCAAUCCUGUCUAUACGUUCAAAAUGGAAAACAAUAUUUCUAGCAAACUGUACAUCGGAUAUUGCCGAGAUAUUUUCCAAAGGAUAACCCAUUCGGGUGUCUGUAGAAAAGCAGGCCCACUUUAUUUUGAUUGUUGGCCCCUUCUCUUAAUCUCUUCUCUUUUGUAGACAGUUUGUUUGUCACCGGUAUCCACCGUCCAUGUGCGCAACUUGAUGGAGCUCGCUGGCCACCAUGAGGUUGUUCUAGAGAUGCUGAACUUGUUAAAACUGAAAAUUGCUGUCCCAGUGUUGUGGAGGGGGUGGGGAUGGUCGAAUGGUUAGAGCGUGCGCACUGUAUCAUAAGAUCUGUCAUUUAGUCGAUUCCCCGCUUGUACGUGACUAGGAAUAGGAUCGCCUGCCCAACCUCGUGGGUUUUCUCCGGGUCCUCUGGUUUCCUCCUACUGCUGAAGACCCCUACGAAUUAUUGAAAUCAAAUUGAACCAUGUAUUAGUACCGAAAUGACCUAGUUUUUGUCGACUGGAUGUUAAACCCCAUUUCUCCCUAUCUCUCCCAGCGUUGUGGAUAAAAUAUGUGAUAAUGAUCAUUUGUUUCGCGUCAGGAAAAAUAUGAGAUAAACUCUAUUAACAAUGACUUGUAGCAACUCAGUGGUCCUGACAUUUUUAAACUGGCGCGAGAUUUAGCUCUAUAUAUGGUAAACCACAUUUCAUUUAUGAGAUAUGAACAUCUUCUAUUGAACUACAAAGGAGGCUAUAUAAUUAAAUGGGCACACGUGUAGGAUAAUUCAUUUUCAUAGUCAUUUCAACAUGGCGAAUCAUGUGACACUUAGUUGUAGGCAUCAAGGCAUGGUCAUAUAGACUAUGUCAUAGUUGUUGAAUUGAAAUCUUGUCGCCGAUCACACAUGCAACUGAACGUUUGCAUUUCUCGCCAGGGAGACCUACAAACGGAUUUGACCAGUUUUAUUCCAUUAAAAUUUUAUCUGAGAAGCCUUCUUUAAUCUGAUCUGUAGAUCAAUCAAAAAUCGACUUAAGACAAAGUCUGGUUGACACAGCGAAAUCUUCAAGAAAAGAAAGAUUACUUGUUAUUUAAACGAUAUCAUAUCUUAUUUGUUAUUUCUCUGCAAAUAGAAGUAUGACGUGCGAUAUUAAGAUGUUUUCAUGCAGUACGAGAAUCAUUUAAAAAAGAAAAAAAAAAUUAUACCGAGAUUAUAUAAAAUCAGUUUGGUCUAUUUUUAAGCUUAUAUUCUGUUUUUUUGUUGUUCUUCAAUGGGCGAGGAGUUAGGUGCGCGUCAAAUCACAUGGUUUUGUACGUGACAAGAAUUAGGAUCGCCUGUCCAACCUCGUGGGUUUCUGGGUCCGUCAGUUUCCUCCUACAGCUAAAGACACCUACGCGCAAGCGAAUUACUGAAAUAAAAUUGAACAAUAUGUUAGUCCCGAAAUGAUCUUGUUUGUGUCGAGUGGACGGUAAACCGCAUCUCACUCUAUUUCUCUCUCUCUUUUUGGGGCUAUUCUUCAAAAAAAAAAGCCAAGUACAAUCGACAUGAAACUUUGGCAUGCUUAUUCCUUGGACAAUGGAUAAUCGAUUGACAGACUUCGAUUUCUAAUAUGACGUCACAAUUCUAAGAUGGCGGCGAUAGUCCAUGUAGUUUCGGAUUCCUUAGACGCCAUAGACUGCCUUGGAAUAUAGAUGUCGUGUACCGAUCGUUCGUAGUAAUGGGUGCAUUAGAAAUCGGAUAUGGACGUAAUGUUGAAACCGAAACCUUUAAGAGUCGACUGCGUAGACAUCUGAAAACGCCCACUGAGAAAUUACCCUUUAAAUAACCGAGAUUCGAAACUCUGCGACAAUAGCUAAUCAUAAUUGUCCAGUCUGUGAGUUAGUAUAGAUCCAUUAACUAAAACCAUUCUCAUGUCGUUAAGAUAUUAAAUAGUCACAAUUUACAAGACCUAAAGGAUAUUUUAAGCGAAAUCCCUGCUGUUCAGUAGUUUUACCCGUCUAGGCUCUUCUAAACCAUGCGUGGUGCCAACUUCCUGUCUAUCCAAACAUGAAGUACUGGAAAGUGUCAUAAUUGAUUCUGUCUGGUGUCAUCCUGGUCUUGUUGGUUAUGUGUGUGUAUGUUAAAUCAAAAUGACAUAUCCACGCUCCUGGUAAUAUUCAUCCUCGGUAUUAUUACACUCUAAAGAUUGCCCUGUAGACUAUACGGCCAGUUAACUAUGCAAAUCGUGGGUUCGGUCCAGACUAUGUGAGUUCGCUUGUCUAAUGUCAUGGUUGGGUUGUUGGGGUGAUGGUGGGGCGCCUAUUUAAUGUCAUGGGGACGGGGAGGGGGGGCUCAGGGUAACCCAGAUUUGGACUACUUUUUAAUACUGGUGCGCGCAAGAGAAUAAUGGAAAUAAAAACAUGCCAUAUAUUAGUCCCGAAAUGACUCUCUAUAAGGCCCACAUACACGGUACCUGACCAACCCAUGUCUCUCAGUAAGUUGUCAAAAUUUUUAGGAUUCUUUUUGUAGGCUGAAUGCUUUGGGCCUGGUGGUUUUUGGUUUUCAAAUUGGUUAGUUCCCGAUCCGAAUAAUUAAUUGAAACAUAUUUGUUAUUUCAAAUGGAUUUGUAAUUUGACAUGCUUGUGUUAUUUUACAUGCAUGUGUUAUUUGAACCUAAUUAUAGAGCGUAAUACUUUGAAUCAAUUUUUGUCUUUUCUACACAAUGAUUGAUAUUGCAUUUAAGAAACAUGCUAUCAGUUGUUCAGAGUUUUAUCCAUUUUGUUUAUUUUCUUGGAUAAAGAUUUUUUUCGCUGUAUUCUAUCUCACUUUAUUCAUAUCACGUGCAAUCUUGUAAAGUCCAUGUCAACCGUCUUUAUUGAUGUUAAAGGGACAUUUCGCUUAUAAGAAAUUGAAUACUUGUCGACUUUUAUAUGUUUAAUUUUCUUAUUUUCAAAUUGUCAGCCCAUAAACUACACUAUUCCCAACUAUGGCAAGACAAUGAAUUUCCAUUCCAAACUUGUCUACGGGGUGCUUAUUCACUGAAGUCUGUAUUCGUUUUUUCCUAGCCGACAUGUCCCUUGAGAUGAUUUAAUUUUGUAUAUGUAAAUUUACCCAAUCUAUUAUUACUAUAGCACCAUAAUUGUCUGUAUUGAAUAAUUUAUUUCUACAAAAUAAAACUAAUUUUCCAUUUUUCUUUAAAAUAAAAACUUUUAAAACUA
Messenger RNA from Patella vulgata (common limpet), 8097 nucleotides. RefSeq names its product ankyrin repeat domain-containing protein 24. The transcript has 6 exons. Bases 333 to 1307 code for a protein of 324 amino acids. Gene Ontology annotation, molecular function: protein binding. The record is from RefSeq and is a predicted model, not a curated record. NCBI's taxonomy places the organism in Eukaryota, Metazoa, Mollusca, Gastropoda, Patellidae.